Messenger RNA from Linum trigynum, 2365 nucleotides. The record is from the annotation of a GenBank genome assembly. Lineage: Eukaryota; Viridiplantae; Streptophyta; Magnoliopsida; Malpighiales; Linaceae.
UAAUAUUUUACUUUUGAUAGUCACAAGAAAAUUUUGCUCAUGUAGUAGCAAUAUGCAUGAAAGAAUUUUUAUGGUUUUAUGUGUGCCAUCAUUUCUGAAUUUAUGCGUAUCACCAAAUCCUUAUUAAUUUCUACAUUGACAUGUAGAGAAAUGAAAGUUCCGUACCUCAUAUUUUUAUGGCUUUAUGCGUGCCAUCUGUUGGAUAAGUAUGGAUGAACCCAUGGGGGACAUGGGUUCAAGAGACUUGGUUGGGCCUAAACCUAAUUGAGGGCAUGAGUGACAAAGCAGGAGUUGGGCCCAAAUGUGGAGGAGUGUAACGACAAAGAAGACGCGGGGACCACGAUGCUUCGGGACCAAGAGGCUGAGAGCGUGCCACCUGGAAGUGUGGUCCUGCCAGGCGCCUGGGCGCCAGGGUCCGGGAGCUGCCACGUGUAGGUGCCCGACUGUUGGGCCGUAUCAGGCAUUUAAUGACGCGCUGACGUGGAGUUGGAUUCCAGGAGCCUGGUUGGAACCUCGACGAGUAUAAAUAGUACUAGGUAGGUAGCAUUUAAGCAUGUUGGCUUCUCUCACUAAAAACCCUCAGAUUACUUAUCUCUCUAAAAGCAGGCUCUGACUUAAGCGUCGGAGUGCUAACGGGCAGUUCCAAACCCAUUAGGCGUUUACCUGUGCAGGAUCUGUGCGCCUGACAGGAAGUGCUUUUGUUAAGGAGGAGAAGCAAGGUUCGGAGGAUCGUGGCUUCAACACCAUCAUUUCUGAAUUUAUGCGAAUCACCAAAUCCUUAUCAAUUUUAAUAGAAGGGCAUGUUUGGUAAUGUUUUCAAAGUACAAAGACAUGUUUGAUGUAAAAAAAAUAGUAGAGGGACCUGUUUAACAUCAUAGUAGAGGGACAUAUUAUACCUAUAACCCUAUUAUAUUUUAUUUAAUUAUUGAAUUUUUUAUUAACUUUUAUUUCCACGUGGCAUCCACAUCAACAUAGCAUGUUGAUUCACUAACGGUCAACAUCAAUUUGAGGCUAUGAUGGCGAUUUCUAAAACACGAGCCAAAGUUGAUUACUUGUGUUGUGUAUAGUUCGAACCAAAAUAAGUUAUUAACCUAUGAUUUUACAAUCACUAUCCAAGCCGACCAGUACUUUCCUAACUCUGGAACAGAUCUAGUCAGUAACCUUGUGAUGCAAUAACCUCAUGCAUAAACCAAUAAGAAUCCGCCACAUCAGCGCCUUCUUCUCUCUCCUCGAAAAAGCUUUAAUUUUCCUUCUCUUAAUCUUUAACGGGUGAUUUCUCACACGUUUUAAGUCAGAAUUGAAUUUUUUUGCACUGUUAUAUCAGAUUAAUUGUGUUAUUCAAAAUGAUAUCCACUUUGAUAUUUUUUGGAACAAAAAAAUUUGCCAGUUAUUACCACUCUAUAUCAUACUUAUUGACUGGUAUUAAAUAAGAGCAUACCAUAUGGUAUGAAAAAUACCACCCCAUACCAGGGUGGUAUAGUAUGUUAUAGAGUUGGUAACGAGAGGUAUGAAAUUUUUUCACCCAUAAAUUUUUGAAAUCCAAUGGAUCAUGAUUAAAUCGUUCCUUCUGUGCAAAAAUUUCCGAAAACAACUAAAAACGGAGGAGAUACCAUAUGGUAUAGACUUGGUAACGAGAGGUAUGAAAAAAAAUUCUCAUAAAAUAUUGAAAAUGCAUAUCAUUUUGUAGAGCACAACGAACUCGUUCCAUCUAUGCAAAAAUAAUUGAAAUCUGAGUUAGAAUGAAGAAUAUAUGAUCCAAUCAGGAAAACUAGCGAAAAUAAAUUUCUUUAAUUCUCCACCCCUAAAUCUGCAACCAUGAUAGGGCAAAAGCGUAUAGCUUCAAUUCCUAUCUUGUAGUAAACCGGAAAGUCCGGGUAUCGUCUCUCAGGGACUGGUACAACCUUAAGAUUUAGCGAUUUAAUAGAGCAAACUAUAGGUGAAAAUGAUUUAAUGAGAUUAUUAACUACUAGCAAAAUUAACUAAACAAGCAAAUUAAAGUGUCGGGUUUAAUUCAAUGGGAGAAGCUCUGGGAGAAGCUCUGGGAGAAACACCGGGAUUCACUACCUAUCCUAUCCAGAUUAAUUCACAUAUUCCAAUCAAUUUAAUCCAUAUCUCUACAGCCAGGAUAUCACUACUGUGCUAGCUAUCCCUGUCGGGAAUUACUACGUACUAAACAAUUAAAUCAAAUCCUACUGUCGUAGCUCAAUGACUUAAUUAUUCAGCCUGAAGAACGAUAUCCUAUUUAAGACCGCAUAGCACAUUAUUUAAUCCACUGUCGCUUCGAUAAGUUACUAUGUCACAUGAAAUAGGUUCAGUUAUUAGGGUUUCACUGUCGCUAAUAACCUAAUUAACUACAAAUCAUUGU